Messenger RNA from Pecten maximus, 4302 nucleotides. RefSeq names its product endoplasmic reticulum-Golgi intermediate compartment protein 3-like. Gene Ontology annotation, cellular component: COPII-coated ER to Golgi transport vesicle; endoplasmic reticulum; endoplasmic reticulum membrane. Gene Ontology annotation, biological process: retrograde vesicle-mediated transport, Golgi to endoplasmic reticulum; endoplasmic reticulum to Golgi vesicle-mediated transport. The coding region runs from base 1 to 1167 and encodes 388 amino acids. NCBI's taxonomy places the organism in Eukaryota, Metazoa, Mollusca, Bivalvia, Pectinida, Pectinidae. The record is from RefSeq and is a predicted model, not a curated record. The transcript has 13 exons.
AUGGAGAAAACUUCUAUUUUAGAAAGACUGCGCCAGUUCGAUGCAUACCCCAAGACGCUAGAAGAUUUCCGCGUGAAAACUUUUGGCGGAGCUACAAUUACAAUCCUUAGUGGACUGCUGAUGACUGUCUUGUUCCUGUCAGAGUUCAACUAUUAUCUCACAAAGGAUAUCCAACCAGAAUUAUUUGUUGACACCACCAGGGGCCAGAAACUCAACAUCAAUAUCAACGCAACUUUUCCAAAAAUACCAUGUGCAUAUCUGAGUGUCGAUGCCAUGGACGUGUCAGGGGAACAGCAACUAGAUGUGGACCAUCAUCUAUUCAAACAGCGACUUGACGAGUUUGGCAAUAUCAAAGAUGACAAGCCAGAAAAAGAAACAUUAGGAGAUACAUCUAAAGACAUUGUAGAGAUGGUUACAAAACCUCUUGAUCCAAGUCGAUGCGAGUCUUGUUAUGGAGCCGAAACAGAUGAUAAAAAGUGUUGUAACAACUGUGAGGAUGUACGAGAGGCAUACAGGAAGAAAGGCUGGGCAUUCAACAAUGCUGAAGGAAUUGCACAGUGUAAACGAGAGGGCUGGUCAGACAAAAUGAAGUCACAGAAAAACGAAGGAUGUCAGGUAUAUGGGUAUCUGGAAGUCAAUAAAGUAGCCGGUAACUUCCAUUUUGCUCCAGGGAAAAGCUUUCAGCAACAUCAUGCUCAUGUCCAUGACCUACAAGCUUUUGGUGGACAGAAAUUUAAUAUCACACAUAACAUCCAGCACCUUUCCUUCGGUAAAGAUUAUCCUGGCAUCAUCAAUCCGCUAGACGAUACAAACCAGCUGGCUGAGGAAGAUCAAAUGAUGUUCCAGUACUUUGUGAAAGUAGUCCCAACAACAUAUGUUAAAACUACAGGAAAGACAUUAUAUACCAACCAGUAUUCUGUGACAAAACAUUCCAAGGUGGUAGGAGCAAGCACAGGGGAAUCUGGUCUUCCUGGUGUAUUUGUCAUGUACGAGUUAUCUCCCAUGAUGGUUAAAUAUACAGAAAAACAUCGAUCAUUCAUGCACUUCCUGACUGGAGUUUGUGCCAUUGUAGGAGGCGUAUUUACUGUUGCUGGCCUCAUUGACUCCAUGGUGUAUCAUUCAGCUAGAGCAAUACAGAAAAAAAUUGAUUUAGGAAAAGCCACGUGAGAGGGAUGAUAGUAAUUUUAUCUUUGUUGAUUUUUAGAGGGAAAAUGUAGUAUGAAAAUGAGAGUGGAAUGUAAAUAUGGUACAAAUUGUUCAUUUUUGCAUAAGGAAUCACUUCUUACUUGAAAUUCAUUGUUUUCAAUUUUAUUUCAUCUGGUCAACCUGAUAUAAUUAAGUCAUAUCUUAACUUUCUCUAGUAGUGACAAAUUCAGGAAUUUGCUAAUUGAUACCUCCUGACUUUUGAUCAUGAUAUUAUUAAUUCAAAACCAGGUUUCAGGAAAUUUAGAAAUAAAAAACAUGUUGAUAAAUAAAGCAUAAAAAAUUAAUUGCUUACAGAUAUAACAAUACAAUUGAUAAGGAUGUUUUACUUAAGAAAAUAUAUUUCAAUCUGGAUUUUAAGGGUUAUCCUGAUACCAUUUGUUAAUGUUAUUUUAUAUUCCAUCACUGGAGUCUCAUAUACUAUAUAGUUUAAUAAAACUUUGCUUGAUUAACUCCCUAAUUUCUCCCAGCAGUAAAGAUUAAUUUGUUAAUCAUUAAUAUUUUAUUCAGUUUAUUCAGGUAAAAGGCAUAUGAUAUAAACAUAAAACACAUGUAGACAUCAAAAUAUAUUAAGAUACAUUAACACAAUGUUAUAUACGUUAAUAAAGAUUAUUAUUUCGGCACUUAAAUUAUAUAAUUUAGAUUAUCACAAGAAAUAAAUGGCUGAUGACAAGUGAUUCAGCAUUCCAUACCUAUUUCAUUACUUUAUCUACAGUUCAUGCUUUAUCUACAAUACUUAUCAUGCUCAAUACUCCGGAGGUUAUGUUCACUUUGAUCCCCUGGAAUAUAUGUCAUGGUAAAAUGGAAGACAUAUGAGUGAUAAUUUGAUUGGAGCCAGGAAAAGGACAUGAUUAUUGGCUAAGUUGAUAUGCUUCCUUAGUAGAUUACAGAGAACAAUGAAGUACAAAGCUAGUCAAUACAACAGUAUAUUUACAUUCCUAAUGUGGUUUGCUGAUAUGAACAUACCAAGUGAAAACAACAAACAUAUGACCAUGAAUACACUAUGAAAACUGUAUGAAAACAUUGUCUCUCGUGCAAAUCACCUGAUUAAUCGGGUCAUAUUAAUACGCCAUCGACAUUAAGACAGGAAGAGUAGCUUCCCUUGGAUCAAUAAAGUUGGUACGAGAUAAGUGUUUAAAAUAGCUGAUUUGAAUUGAAUGAUUGUAUUUAAUAUUAUUUUUACUUUAAUACUUCUUUCUUUUUGUUUUAUACAAAAUUAAACAAAAAAGAACGGAAAAUGCGGAACGACAUUAAAACAAUGGCGUGGUGCAUAGGCGGGAUCUCCCGGCUGUUCUAAUAAUUUGGCGCUUCGUCGUAUACAUGACAAAUUUCUUUUUAAUAAAAUUUCUUGUUUUCUCUAUAUAAAUUUUUUAAAUCAAGGUUAUGUAAAUAUAUAAAUUGAAUAGAUUUUUAACAUUUUCAUUGAAUACCAGUAGCUAUAUAUGGUGACAUCAAUAUUAGUAGGAUUUACAUCAACGGAACAAACAAGUUUUUUAGUUUAUCCACAAGAUGGUGGUGACUGAGUCUUUGGUUUUUUCAUGACAUACAAUACUUCUGGGAUGCAAAGAGUUAAAGUGAACAUAACACCUGAAGGAUCAAGGAUGACAUCUAUAUUAAGUAAGAAUAUGAUAUAUUUUAUCGGUAUGUGAUGGAAAGCUAUAUGUUUGCCUGGGUUUUUCGGGGGUUUAUUAUAUAUAAACAAAUAAAUUUAAUUACAAUAUAUAAUUUACUGUUGGGAACCUUGUUAUCUAAACAAACUAAUGGUUUUAUGUUUUAAAUUUCAUAUUCUUUAGAUGACCUACAUUGUCAGAAACUCGUGGUGGAUUGCACUACACUACACUACACAUAUAGACUAGUGUCACUACGCUACACCUGUAGUCCAUUGUCACUACGCUACACUACACGUGUAGUCUAUUGUCAGUCCUCUACACUACACAUAUAGACUAGUGUCACUACACUACACCUGUAUUCUAUUGUCACUACGCUAUGCUACACAUGUAGUCUAUUGUCACUACACUACAUAUGCAGUCUAGUAUCACUACUCUACACUACACCUGUAGUCUAUUGUCACUACAGUACACAGUACACCUGUAGUCUAGUGUCACUACACUACACUACACCUGUAGUCUAUUGUCACUACACUACACUACACCUGUAGUCUAUUGUCACUACGCUAUGCUACACAUGUAGUCUAUUGUCACUACACUACAUAUGCAGUCUAGUAUCACUACUCUACACUACACAUGUAGUCUAUUGUCACUACACUACACCUGUAGUCUAUUGUCACUACUCUACACUACACCUGUAGUCUAUUGUCACUACACUACACAUGUAGUCUAUUGUCACUCCUCUACACUACACCUGUAGUCUAUUGUCACUACACUACAUAUGCAGUCUAGUAUCACUACUCUACACUACACCUGUAGUCUAUUGUCACUACACUACAUAUGUAGUCUAGUGUCACUACUCUACACUACACCUGUAGUCUAUUGUCACUACACUACACCUGUAGUCUAUUGUCACUACACUACACAUGUAGUCUAGUGUCACUACACUACACUACACCUGUAGUCUAUUGUCACUACACUACACUACACCUGUAGUCUAUUGUCACUACAAUACACUUCACCUGUAGUCUAUUGUCACUACACUACACUACACCUGUAGUCUAUUGUCACUACACUACACCUGUAGUCUAUUGUCACUACAUUACACAUGUAGUCUAGUGUCACUACACUUCACUACACCUGUAGUCUAUUGUCACUACACUACACCUGUAGUCUAUUGUUACUACAUUACACAUGUAGUCUAGUGUCACUACACUACACUACACCUGUAGUCUGGUGUAUUGCAAUCAACUGUGAUUAUCCGAUUUUGGUGACAUAUGGAGGGAUUCAAUAUUAUUUCUUUUGCAAAAGAUUAUCUGAAAAUAAGCGUUUGUAAUAAUAGAUUUCUGACCAUGCUAUAAAUCAUACAACUCUCGUUAAUUUGGUUUCUUUUUUACCAUGUAUUCAUCUGGAAGGAUAGGUAAUUAUGAAUCCGUUUUUCUUUACCUUUCGUUUGAUUAAAAAAGCAAAAAGCAAAAAAAAAAAAAAAAAA